AUGCAAGCAUUGUCUCUCUCUGGUGUACCGCACGAAUCCUGGAUUCUCGGCCUUCGCGCGUCUGGUAUCUCGUCUUGGCAUGACCAGAAUGCUACCGCUCCCAUCAUCUAUCUCGGAUACCCUAUCUGUUCAUCUACCGCUCAAAAGAACUCAUAUUUCGAUGCUCUUCUCACUCGCCUCCGAGACUUUUGUCGUCUUUAUUCCGUACGCAACCUUACCUUUCGAGGCCGGGCUACUGUUCUCAAUUCAGUCUUGUUCUCUAAAGCGUGGCAUAUUGCACGCUUGUUUCCUUUUUCGGCUACAGAUAUUCAUAAGCUACAACAACUCGGUGCUUCGUUCGUAAAUCACAAUGCCAAAGUAACUUGGUUCUCAUUCGCUACUCUCUGUCUCCCUCGUACUCAUGGCGGUCUUGGUCUUUUGGAUCCUGCUGUGCAGAUCAACGCCCUUCAGUGGCGCUGGCUUCAUCCACUUUUGCACCCCAUCCGAUCCCACCCCUCCUACCAAGACUUUUCUUCCUUAUCUCCGUGUCAUCCUCAACUUCAUCCUCGCUACUCCCUCAUACCCCACUUACCACUGGUCUCUCCUCUUUCCUGCCUGUCGGCCAUCAAGCGCCAGAAAGGUCAUCGCUCCUCUCUACAACCUUCUUCGCGCCGUAGAUACCAUUGUUCGCAAGUUUGGUGUCUGUCAUGUUUCCUUCAGUACUUGUCUACGAUUGCCAUUUUCGACCUUGGUUGA
Messenger RNA from Mucor velutinosus, 735 nucleotides. RefSeq lists its product as uncharacterized. The transcript has a single exon. Bases 1 to 735 code for a protein of 244 amino acids. The record is from RefSeq and is a predicted model, not a curated record. Lineage: Eukaryota; Fungi; Mucoromycota; Mucoromycetes; Mucorales; Mucoraceae.